This is a messenger RNA of Panicum hallii, 1265 nucleotides long. RefSeq lists its product as uncharacterized. The transcript has a single exon. Gene Ontology annotation, biological process: cytokinin biosynthetic process. The record is from RefSeq and is a predicted model, not a curated record. Lineage: Eukaryota; Viridiplantae; Streptophyta; Magnoliopsida; Poales; Poaceae. The coding region runs from base 457 to 957 and encodes 166 amino acids.
GCCUCCCAGCACAAGCGCACAGGGCCGCGCGCGCGCGCGCCCAGCAGAAAUCUUGGCGUUUCUCGCGGCCCUACCACCGUGUCCGCCCGGUGCCCAGCGUCCUCCCUCCCCUCCCCCGCCUCAUCAGCUCGUCUCCUGUGAAGCCAAAGAUGAUGGUGGCCGGGUGUCAGAGGCUUCAAUGUUCCCUUCAGGCUGUGGGUGUCCAAGAAGCGCAGGCCGGGGCGAGAACAAUGGCUUCUCCGGCCUUGCAUUGAUGGGGCGCCCAGAGCAAGCAUAAAUAUAGCCUACCAGUAUUCAUUCCCUCUCGAGCUCGUCAGGCUCGGAGCUUCUCUCUCUUCCUCCGUUUCCCUUUGGCUAGCUCCACCAGCUCUGGUCUGCUCUAGCCAGCUUGUUUUUUCUCUCUCGAUCUCGUCUUGUUUCUCUCCCGCCGUUGAUCGGUCCUGAUUCCGGCCUGCCAUGGAGUCCUCCUCCCACAUCACCGGGGACGACGGCGGCGAGGGCUGCAAUAGCUGCGAGUCCGGCUGGACAAUGUACCUCGCCUCCCCCAUGCAUGGCGACGACGCCGGCGGCAGCGGCAAAGGAAGCGGCAGCGAAGGGAGCAGCGUGGAUGAUGGCUACGGAUACAUCAUCAGCGACAGGAGGAGCGGCAAGAAGGCUUACGAAGAUUACGCCGACGCCGACGACGACGAUUCCUUGGCGUCCGACGCUUCCACAGGACCCGCCAAAGAGAAGGCGCCUUCGUCCCUGCCGGAAGACGGCGAAAAAGAAGAAGAUGAUGGAGGCCGCGGGAAGAACGCCGGCAAGGAGGAAGAGGAAGAAGGCGACGUGAGAACCAAGUUCCCGACGACCUCCCGCAAGAAAGCCGGCAAGGUCGAAAAAGGCGGAGAAGGCAACUCGUCAAGGCGAGGCCACAGCAAGAGAGGCAGCUCUUCAAGGAGAAGCUUCUUCCUCUGGUAAACUAAACGAUCGACCAGACUAUAUACGUAUUAGCUUCACCGUACUAGGAUGCUGUACGUCUCGUCGUGCGUCUUUUCGCCAUUGCUGGUUGAGCUCAGAACCUUGUUAGAAGAAGCAUCGAGCAUGCAUUCAUGGAGAUCGAUCAAAGGGAAGGCUCCUUUUUGGUCCUUAUUUUUGCCUUCCAUGGGGUCCUCCUCCUCCUCGUUGACCACCCAGUAGUAGGUUAGCCGUUGCCGUGUAAAAAAUCUACUGUAACCUCUGGUCAUUGUUCCUCAGCGCCCUGCUUUUAAUGUUUUGCUUGCAAUCUC